Melanotaenia boesemani (Boeseman's rainbowfish) is the source of this 3038-nucleotide messenger RNA. RefSeq names its product kelch domain-containing protein 10-like. The record is from RefSeq and is a predicted model, not a curated record. Gene Ontology annotation, biological process: positive regulation of stress-activated MAPK cascade. The transcript has 11 exons. Gene Ontology annotation, molecular function: protein binding. The coding region runs from base 136 to 1389 and encodes 417 amino acids. NCBI's taxonomy places the organism in Eukaryota, Metazoa, Chordata, Actinopteri, Atheriniformes, Melanotaeniidae.
ACAACAGCAGCUGUUUCUUUUAUUUUUGCUAGGAAGCUGGAACUCGCUUGCUGCCUCAUGCUACGACAUUUGGGCAGAUUAAAGUGGGUUCUUGUUCAGGUCUGGGUGUGAACCCUCUCUGUGUCCUCUGAAAAGAUGUCGUCGCCUGAACAGGUCAGAACUUUCAGUCAGCUCAAUAAGUUUGAGAAACUGACGUGGAGGCCCUCCAAUCGGGACUCAGGCUCCAAGAAACGAGCACGAUGGCUUCAAGCUCGACGCAUCUUUUCCCCCACCUGCACCAAUCUGCGGAUCCCCAAUAGGUUUCUGAGAGAAGGACACUGUAUACCACCUGCCCGCAGUGGACAUCGCUGUGUUGCAGACAGCACUAACCUUUAUGUGUUUGGAGGCUACAACCCAGACUUUGAGGAGGCAGGCGGGUCGGAGAAUGAGGAUUACCCUCUUUUCAGGGAACUUUGGCGGUUUCAUUUUGCCACAGCAACUUGGCAGCAGGUCCGCACAGAAGGCUAUAUGCCCACAGAGCUGGCAUCCAUGUCAGCUGUGUUACAUGGGAACAACCUGCUUGUAUUUGGUGGCACCGGAAUUCCUUUUGGUGAAAACAACGGCAAUGACAUCCAUGUCUGCAAUGUUCAGUACAGACGAUGGAACCUGCUCACCUGCAGAGGGAAGAGACCCAAUAAGAUCUAUGGCCAGGCAAUGGUCAUAAUAAAUGGGUACCUGUAUGUAUUUGGAGGUACAACAGGCUACCUGUACAGUACUGACCUGCACAGGCUGGACCUGACCACCAGAGAGUGGACCCACCUCAAACCUAACAACGCGCCAUCCGAUCUGCCUGAAGAGAGGUACAGACACGAGCUAGCUCACGACGGACAUAGAAUUUACAUUUUAGGGGGUGGCACUUCCUGGACAUCGUAUCCACUGGACAAAAUUCAUGCAUAUAAUUUGGAGACAAAUUAUUGGGAGGAAAUCAUCACUAAACCCCAUGAAAAACUAGGAUAUCCUUCUGCUCGCCGAUGUCAUAGUUGUGUGCAGGUCAGAGAAGAUGUAUUUAUAUGUGGGGGUUAUAACGGUGAGUCCAUCCUGUCUGACCUGUGGAAGAUUAACCUGCAGACAUUUCAGUGGACGAGGCUCCCAACUGUCAUGCCAGAACCAGCCUACUUUCACUGUGCUGCUGUCACGCCGGCUGGCUGUAUGUACGUCCAUGGCGGUGUCGUCAACAUUUCUGGAAACCGAAGGACUGCCUCUUUGUAUAAAGUGUGGUUGGUGGUGCCCAGUCUGCUGGAACUGACCUGGGAGAAACUGCUGAAAAUGUUCCCUCACUUAACUCAGCUGUCCACCCUUCAGCUGCUCAGCCUGGGACUGACACACACAUUAAUUCAGAGGCUCAAAUAGUUUGAAGUGGUACGUGGAGCAGCAGUCUGUAACCAACUGUUACAGUUGGUGGUAAGGGGGUCAAAGACAGAUUCGUUAUGUCAGAUAGUUUUGAAAACACUUUAAAUGCCUUUUUAUGCCUUUUUUUUUAAACAAUGUUUUGAGUUUCCCUGUCAGAAUUUCAAGUGUCUUUCUGAGGCACCAGCAGACUGUGCUGAUUUAAUCCUCAAUACACUUUCAGGAAGGUUUCUGGAUUUGUCUUUUAAAUUGUGCAUGCUGGUUUUAUUUAUUUAUCAUAAACAACUCGUGUAGCAUGAGAGUAAGUUGUGAAAUCCUUGAAAAAUCAGCUGCUGAAAGGCAAAUGCUUUAUUUUAUUAUUUCAGUUUGUGAUGGGCUUGUUUUUUUGUUGCUGAAAAAAACUUUUGAAUGCCAUAAUGUUUUUAAUGGCUGUCGGAAACUAUUAAAAUCAUUAUGGUUGUGUCUAACAGGUGGAAUUUGUAUACAGUUUAAUAGGUUAGAAAGCAGAUUUGCAGACCAGAGCCCUCUACUGACAAAGCAUGGACAUGUAAGUGUGAAAGUCCCAUUAGCUCAAUCAGAUCACUGAUUUAGACCAUCACGUUUCAGCUUUUAAGGGGUUACUAUAGCUCUGCCGUUAAAAUUGAGAAACAUUCUCCUCACUAAUCACAUUAGGGUUUUGUAAUUUUUUCUUUUUUUAACAUGCUCUUUCAGACUCAUGUGACUUAACAUCACUGUGAAACUUCCUGAGCCUCGAUUGUUCUUUCUCUUGAUUUAUGAAUUGAUAAACCAGCCACUUCACAGUGAUUGUGAAGCCUUUUCUUCAUUCUUUGAGUGCCUUCUGAUUUUCUAAAUUACAUUUAUUUUAAAAUAUUCUUUUUAAGGAUUUAAAUGGGUUAUUACUCUAUGAACUGUGUUCAUGGUUUACUUGGUGCUCUCUACGUGAGCCUUGAUACCCAUCUAUCAGGAAGUAAUCCUUCCAACUCCACAUCAACGUAAACCCAGAGACCUUUUUACUUAUUUAUUUGAAACACUGUGCUGCUCAUCUUGAACCUUUUGAAAUGUACCUGAACAUAAAGCUGUUUUUUUUUUUUUUUUUUCUUUUCCCAGUGUGAUUUUUGUUGUUACGUUCAGUUCUUACUAUAUGGUUACAUUGCAUUUUAACCUUUUACAAUGUUACAUACAGUAAGUAUCCCCCUUCCUUCCCUCCCCCCACACACACACACUUUUUUCCUUUAAUGCUUUGGUACUUGGUGAGUAAUUUUAUAAAACAAGUACUUGUCAGUGUGUGAGGUGGUACACUCAGGAUGUUGAAUACUGUGACGGGUGUGAGGAGCUUUCAGACAUUCAUCAUAGUCAAAAUGUCAACCAGCUUACAUAUUUAUGUGAAACCAAAUUUAGGAACACCUGCAGUCCUUUAGUAGUUACUGCAGACUGUCAUUAAAUACUGUACUGAUGCUUCAAUACAUUUGUCUUUAUUGGCCUCUUGUUACAGCAGCUCUGCGUCGAGUUUAACAUACUGUUUGUACAGCAUCAUGCCAUCUGAUCAUUUUUCUACUUCAGAGCCUUUUUUUUACUCAACUUCUCAUUCAUGGCAUGUUACAUCUAAUUGUGAAACAGUCUCCUCAAUAAAUCUAUCACUUGGUUUAAAAUUG